AUGAAUCUUCUUCUGCGGUACCGCUGCUCCACAGAACAGAAGGAUAGAUUAUCUAAACAGUUCACGUUUGAAGAUAUCAGAGCUGCUUUCUUUUCACUGCCAAGAAACAAAACUAGUGGGCCUGAUGGAUAUUCCGCGGAAUUCUUCACCGGUUGUUGGUCUGUCAUCGGGCCAGAAGUUUGUGAUGCUGUUGGUGAAUUUUUUAGGUCAGGGAAGCUGCUAAAGCAGUGGAAUGAAACGACAUUGAUCCUUAUUCCUAAGAUCACUAACGCAUCUUCUGCAAAGGAUUUCAGACCAAUAUCAUGCCUCAACACGGUUUAUAAGGUAAUCUCCAAGCUUCUUGCCUCAAGACUGCAGGAAUUUUUGCCACAGGUUAUCGCUCCUCAUCAAUCUGCGUUCUUAUCUGGUCGUACUCUUGGCGAGAAUGUUUUGGCUACAGAAAUUAUUCAAGCAUUGCGUGCCCUGGACAUUCCAGAUAUUUUUGUGGGUUGGAUAUCUGAAUGCAUUACAACUGCCUCCUUCACAGUGGCAAUUAAUGGCAGUUCAGGUGGUCACUUUCGAAAUACCAAGGGGUUAAGACAAGGUGAUCCCCUAUCACCUUAUCUCUUUGUCUUAUCCAUGGAAGUUCUUUCGCAGCUACUGCAUUCGAGGUUUCAGCUACUCUUGCACGGUAUUACUGAAGCGCUUGAUGAUUGUGCGUCUUGGUCUGGGCUCCGAAUGAAUCAACAAAAGACACAGCUGUUUCAUGCAGGAGUAAACCUUACUGAAUCUCAGGCUUUAGCAAGGUACGGAUUUAGCAAAGGUAAUGUGGACAGCUGGAGAGGUACAAAAGUAUCAUGGGCAUCAGUUUGUCUACCGAAAGAGGAAGGAGGGUUAGGCUUACGUAAGCUGUCCAUUUGGAAUAAAACAUUGUGUAUGCGCUUCAUCUGGUUGCUCUUCUCGGACAAUAAUUCACUGUGGGCGAAAUGGCAGAAGCAUUAUAUUAUUGGGACUAAAAGCUUUUCGGAGAUUGAGGUUUCAACGAUUCACUCUUCGCUAUGGAAGUCCAUCCUCCAGCUAAGACCUUUGGCGGCAAUCUUCUUGAGAACUAACGUGGCGGAUGGUAGGAAUACCCAGUUCUGGUGGGACUCUUGGACGCCGUUCGGGCCCCUCAUUCAGUACCUAGGAUACUCAGGUCCAAGCAGACUCAGGUCUGAUCAGGAGCUACAGCUGCAUGUUUUCUUAACAACCAUUGAGUUACCAUCACAUUCAACUAGUAACGACACUCACUGUUGGGUGGUUGAUGGGAAAGAAUAUAAUUCCUUCUCCUCUGCUCAUACUUGGGAGGUUCUCAGGCCUCGUGCAGAGAAGAAACACUGGUCUAAAGUUGUAUGGUUCAAAGGGUGUGUUCCAAAUCAUGCGUUCAAUAUGUGGAUAGCUCAACUGAACCGGCUUCCUACAAGGGUGAGACUAGCUUCUUGGGGUUUAAACAUAACCACUUUGUGUUGUCUGUGCGCUGUGGCAAAUGAAACGAGAGAGCAUGUUUUGCUAUCUUGUGUAUACAGCAGAGAGAUUUGGAAACUUAUCCUCUUACGCCUUGAUCCGGUUCGCAAUCUAUUUUCUUCAUGGGCAGAGCUCUUAUCAUGGUUGAGGCAAGGCUCAUCAGCUGCUCCUAGAACGCUGAGGUCUGUGGUGGCUCAGGCUGCAAUUUUUCACCUAUGGCGUCAACGUAACAACGUUCUUCAUAAUCAGCAGUCAGUACCGGUGAUAACUUUGUUCAAAGCCAUCGAUCGAGAAGUCGGAAAUACAUCACCCAUGUCGGGAUCAACCCUUGAUCUUGCUGACGACCCGAGAUACGUUGGACUCCCAGGGGGAGGGAGACUACUGUUGGAGGUGGGUUUCAUCCCACUCCAAACCCGGUACAGAAUUCGCCCCAAUGGUACGAAGGCCUCUUAA
Molecule: messenger RNA, 1935 nt
Organism: Brassica oleracea var. oleracea
Lineage: Eukaryota; Viridiplantae; Streptophyta; Magnoliopsida; Brassicales; Brassicaceae
Exons: 6
Coding region: 1-1935 (644 amino acids)
Source: RefSeq, a predicted model, not a curated record